UUUUGUAAAAACUAUAUCGAAGGUUCCUACCAUUGUUUGUCAGCAUGCUCCCCUGACACUGAGUCUGGUGGCACAGUUCUGAGCACCAAUUGGGAGGAUGUCGGCAAAGGUAAAGUCGAGAUGAAGCCGCCGGAUGGUAUGGAGUACAAGGAGUAUCCUAAAUGA
Molecule: messenger RNA, 165 nt
Organism: Mesocestoides corti
Lineage: Eukaryota; Metazoa; Platyhelminthes; Cestoda; Cyclophyllidea; Mesocestoididae
Source: the annotation of a GenBank genome assembly